AUGUUUUCUCUUUAUCUGCUAAUUGCUCUUUCGUGUGCGAAGUACCUUUCGUACCCAACAGGAACAGGAGAAAAGUUUGUCAUUGCAACAAUUUCUCAUUGUUACGAAAAGGCGGAUGGAAGUUAUUUCAAAUAUGUGGAAAAGAAUGGAGGAAUAGUUAUUGAAAAAUAUACUGACCACAACUGCAAAAACGACAAAACCACAUCCAAAUUGGAUAAGACUUUCACAAUUACUGACGCAGUUCCUUCGUAUGGAUUUUGUGGAAGGACACCAUGUGAAACAGGCCAGUUUGAAUGCCUCAAGUCAGAGUGUCACAAAGACGAUCUUUUUAAUCAGGAUGGUAUGUAUGUAAAGGCUUUUUUCAACCAGUCGUUAACAAUGAUUCAAGCUCAGUUUUAUGAAGACGCGACUUGCACCAAACUGAAAGUGACUUACUUCAACAAUUGUACAAUUUGCACAACAAACAAUUCGGAGAACAUAUGUCAAUCAACUCUCGUCGAAACAAAUAAUAUCGUUGCUUUGAAAACUGAAACUGGAGCAGUUUAUGUGAAGCCAAAGAACGAAAAGGAUACUGCAGACUCUGGCAAUCUUGUUGCGGUCUUCUUUUUUGCUUUUCUUUUCUUCAUAUUCUAA
Molecule: messenger RNA, 633 nt
Organism: Entamoeba invadens IP1
Lineage: Eukaryota; Evosea; Mastigamoebida; Endamoebidae
Exons: 1
Coding region: 1-633 (210 amino acids)
Source: RefSeq, a predicted model, not a curated record